AUGGUCAACCAGACGAGGAAGCGCUCCGGUACACAUGCCUCGACUUAUACUCCAGACACUCGCCAUCAUGCAGUGGACAUUGAGAAGCAGCCGUAUCGCACGCAUUAUACCCACCAUGACCAUCGCAGUUCGAUAGAGUCAGACAGCGGCGACGACUCCCUCACCUCUUCCUUUGCCAGUUCGCGUCGGCCAAUGUUGAAUAGUGCCGCCUCGGCGCGGCGCUCUCGAACGCCGGUUGGUUACUAUCGUGUCCCGAAUCGGAUAAUGCGAUACGUGUGCCUCGCGCUGUUCUCCGCACUAGUCUUGUUCAUCCUCACCCUUUUCCGCUUCACCGUCACCUCGAACGCGACGCAAGUCGCCCUCGAACUGCCAAAGGUGGCGCCCAAACCGGCGCAAUGGGAGAGCUUCCCUUUUCUGAAGCGGUAUCAUGGUGGUAUUCGAACAUUGACCCCGCGCAAUGAGUCCGUACCCGAAUAUCCAAGUGACGGAAUGGAGGAGAUGGCCAUGGGCUCGGACAAUCAAAAGGGUCGGGCCAACAUUGAAACCAGAGAUCAGGAAGCGUUGAUGUCGAGCUUGGUCUUCCAUCCAUACCCAGAUUACGCAUCAGAUGAGUACGUGAAGAAGUAUGGUGAGAAGCGCGAAUGCUUCCUCGAUGAGCAGGAGACUAUUCGCAUUCCCCAGGUGCAGCAUUACCCUGGAGUACCCCGUGGGUUUCCGGAUGCAGUAAUGGGUUCAAAUAAGAUGCUAGGUAUCAAGGAUGAUGUUUGCUUCGAACGGUUUGGCCGCCUUGGUCCUUACGGUUUUGGAUACGGUGUUAGGAAAGGCGGUAUCGGUACAGGCUUGGAGGGACACCGUGAAGGCGCAGAACGUGUGUGGGACGAUUUGCCUCCCGUAGACUUUCGUCACGUCGACUGGGCUGCUGCUCAGAACAGGUGCGUGGCCCUCAAUAGCCACCGCUUCAAAGACCUCCCUCAGCCGCGGCUGAAUCGCUUUCUCUCCUUGCCCGUGGGAGUUCCAAAGUCCUCUGCUCCAUCCCAGGAAAAGGAUGAAGCGUCCCAGUCGAAAGCGGAUCGUCUACCUCGAACAGCAGUGGUAAUUCGGACAUGGCACGAUUUUCACUUCACGCCUGAUGACAUUCUGUACUUGCGCUCGCUGAUUUCGGAGCUCUCCUUGUUGUCUGGAGGAGAGUAUACCAUUCAUUUCUUAGUGCAUGUCAAAGACGGAAACUUGCAAAUCUGGUCGGACGACGAGACCUACGAGCGCGUGCUCAACGAUGCUCUUCCCGAGGAAUUCCGCGGUAUGGGUACUCUUUGGUCAGAACAGCAGAUGGCUCUCAUCUAUCCUGGGUUGGAAGAGACAUGGAUGCGUGGAUUGCCUGUUCACGGUGUUUACCGCAGCACGUUCAUGCCAAUGCAGUAUUUUGCCUACCAACAUCCGGAGUACGACUUCUAUUGGAACUGGGAGAUGGACGUGCGAUACACAGGCCACUGGUACCAUUUAUUCGACAAAGUGGGCAGCUGGGCGCGGGAACAGCCGCGCAAAUUACUGUGGGAGAGAAAUGCUCGCUUUUAUGUUCCCUCCGUCCAUGGAUCCUGGGAGGAUUUCCGACAUACAGUCCGUGUACAGACCGAGAGCGGUACCAACAGCCCGAACAAUGUAUGGAGCGCGGCCGCCAAACAUGGCUCCGACCCGUCCUCUGGAGACAGAUCGGCUCUCCAUCGUCAAGGGGACAAGCCGAUCUGGGGACCCGAACGCCCCGACGAGCGGGACAUUCUCGAGGUGGAUGGUGAAGGCAUCCCCGAGACUACGAUGGAGAAGGAUCAGAACGAAUGGGGUGUAGGCGAGGAGGCAGACCUUAUUGUCUUCAACCCUCUGUAUGACCCGGAGGGCACGACCUGGCUUCUUCGCGAUGAUGUGACCGGGUACAAUAAGGAGAACGGUAUGCCUCCUCGACGGACAGCCAUUAUUACUGCCUCUCGACUGUCGCGCAAGUUGCUUCUCACUAUGCACAAAGAGACAAGUCUGAAAAGACAUACCAUGUUCUCUGAGAUGUGGCCUGCCACCACAGCGUUGCAUCACGGCUUCAAGGCUGUUUACGUGCCGCAUUCUGUGUACAUCGACCGUCGCUGGCCGACGAAGUACCUCGAAUCCGUUUUCAACGCCGGCCGGAACGGCGCAUCUGGUGGUGCUCGGACUUCUGUGUUCGGUGACCGGGAGCAUAACUUCCGCGGGACUACCUGGUUCUACUCGGCCGGCUUCUCACCGAAUCUCUGGCGGCGGUGGCUCGGCUACAAGGUCGACAAUGACGGCGGCGAGCAGGAAGAAUUGGCUGGAGAGGGAAGAAUGUGUCUUCCACCUAUGCUCUUUCAUCCAAUCAAGGAUGUGCAAAUGAUCAUUGACGAUGGUGCGAACGAUAUGUUUUGA
This is a messenger RNA of Aspergillus viridinutans, 2424 nucleotides long. RefSeq names its product DUF3405 domain-containing protein. The transcript has a single exon. The record is from RefSeq and is a predicted model, not a curated record. NCBI's taxonomy places the organism in Eukaryota, Fungi, Ascomycota, Eurotiomycetes, Eurotiales, Aspergillaceae. Bases 1 to 2424 code for a protein of 807 amino acids.